AUGGAAUGGGUUUCAGGCAUAAUUUUCAUCGUAUUGACACUUGCUUUGAUAUGUGCUUGGAAGGUGUUGAAUUUCUUGUGGCUUAGGCCAAAGAAGCUGGAGAAGCUGUUAAGAGAACAAGGUCUUCAUGGUAAUUCAUAUAGGAUUUUGGUUGGGGAUGUUAAGGAUCUUUUUAAGAUGGAAAAGGAAGCUAAAUCCAAACCCAUGAAUCUCUCCGAUGAUAUUAUUCCACGUGUCAGUCCCUACCUCCAAAAGAGUCUUAAAACUCAUGGGAAGAAUUCUUUUAUUUGGUUCGGAACAAAGCCAAGGGUGAUUCUUUCUAAACCUGAGCAAAUAAAAGAUGUUUUUAACAAGAUCUCUGAAUUCCCAAAGAGAAAUAAUAAAAUUUUCAAGUCACUAGUUAGUGGUCUAGCUAGCCAUGAAGGAGAAAAGUGGAGCAAGCAUAGAAGGCUAAUCAAUCCUGCUUUCCAAAUAGAAAAAUUAAAGAUUAUGACACCAUCUUUCUUGAAAAGUUGCAAUGAUCUGAUUAGCAAAUGGGAGGAAUUGUUGUCUUCAGAUGAAUCAUGUGAAAUAAACAUAUGGCCUUCUCUUCAAAACUUGGCUAGUGAUGCUAUUUCUCGAACUGCAUUUGGAAGUAGUUAUGAAGAAGGAAAAAGAAUAUUUGAACUUCAAAGAGAGCUAGCUGAACUUAUAAUGAAAGAUAUAGUGAAAUCUUUCAUUCCUUUGUGGAGGUUUGUACCUACUACUGUCCAUAGAAAUAUGGAUGAAAUUGACAGAGAUAUACAAUCUUCUCUUAAGGAUAUCAUUAACAAGAGAGAGAAAGCACUUGGUGAAUCUACUACAAAUGAUUUAUUGAGUAUUCUUCUUGAGUCAAAUCACAAGGAAAUUGGAGAAAAUACACACAACAAGAAUGUAGGAAUGACUCUUGAUGAUGUAGUGGGCGAAUGCAAAUUGUUCUACUUUGCCGGACAAGAGACUACUUCAGUUUUACUUGUUUGGACUAUGAUAUUGUUGAGUAGGUAUCCCGAUUGGCAAGAUCGUGCAAGAAAGGAGGUGUUACAAAUAUUUGGAAACAAAAAACCAGACUUUGACGGCGUAAAUAAUUUGAAGAUUGUCACCAUGAUUUUACUUGAGGUUCUUAGGUUAUAUCCUCCGGUAAUUGGCCUUGCUCGACAAAUUGAGAAAGAUGUUAAACUUGAAAACUUAGUAUUACCCGCUGGAGUGGAAGUUUUCUUACCAAUUAUUUUGCUUCACCAUGAUUGCGAACUCUGGGGUGAUGAUGCUAAGAAGUUCAAUCCAGAAAGAUUUUCCGAAGGAGUCUUAAAAGCAACAAAUGGAAGAUAUUCAUUUUUUCCAUUUGGAGGGGGGCCUAGAAUUUGCAUUGGACAAAACUUUUCCAUGAUGGAAGCAAAGAUGGCAAUAACAAGGAUUUUACAACAUUUCUCAUUUGAACUUUCGCCAACCUAUACUCAUGCUCCAUCCACCAUGAUUACUCUUCAACCACAGUAUGGUGCUCAAAUUAUCAUACGUAAAGUGGAGACAUAA
Messenger RNA from Lathyrus sativus (Indian pea), 1545 nucleotides. The record is from the annotation of a GenBank genome assembly. Lineage: Eukaryota; Viridiplantae; Streptophyta; Magnoliopsida; Fabales; Fabaceae.